Pseudozyma hubeiensis SY62 is the source of this 879-nucleotide messenger RNA. RefSeq names its product leucine-rich repeat-containing protein 40. The coding region runs from base 1 to 879 and encodes 292 amino acids. The transcript has a single exon. The record is from RefSeq and is a predicted model, not a curated record. NCBI's taxonomy places the organism in Eukaryota, Fungi, Basidiomycota, Ustilaginomycetes, Ustilaginales, Ustilaginaceae.
AUGUCCGACGUAGCCAGUGCAUCGGCAUCCGCUGCUCCUCCCACUCGCAAAUCGCGCGGUGCCAACCCGUCCACCGACUACAAGUCGCUCUUUCUCAAAUCCAAGGACAAGUACGACCGCGUCUCCACCGACCACACCGAUCUCAAGGCCAACGUCACCAAAGCAACAGCCAAGCAACAGAAGCUCCGCGAAGAGCUCGACUACCUCCUGGAUGCUGUCGCCUCCAAACGCGUGCAGCGUGCACAGAUCGAACAAUCGCAUCGCGACCAUGCGCUCGAACUCGAACGCGAAGCUGCAGCGGCUGUAGCUGCGGCCGAAGCGGCGAGACGUCGUGCAAGCUCGUUGGCUAGGAGGGACAGGGACCAUGGUGUAUAUGAGGCAAGAGCAUCGCGGGGAGGCUACGAGGGAGCGGAAGAGUACGUGCCGUAUUCGGCUAGGUAUGCAGAGCCGAGCUAUCGUUCGUUUGGUAGCGGUAUGAACAGGAGUUAUGCUUCACCUCCGCCGCCGCCGGCUGUUGGAACGAGAAGGAUCAGCGUGGACCUGCAUAGGGGUGAAGACCAGUAUGCUGCUUCGGACGGAUCCCGACGAGGUUCCGUUCACAGAGACACUCACGCAUCGGCAUCGUAUCGUCCAGCUGGCUCUCAAUCACCACCACCAUAUCCACGGACCUCCAUGUCGACAUCGCAUGCAUCGCACCCGCACGAACCUCAUUCCUCGCCUUCCAGGUCGGACGCACAUCCAAGAUAUCCUCAAUCAACUCCACCUCUGCCUUCUUCGUCUACUUCGUCAGCUGUGAAGCGGCCUAGACCCUCGAGUGUCGAGCGCGAGCUGCUCGACGCUGAUGAUGCAUACCACACCAAGCGAGCGAGAAACGAUUAG